CAACUUCUGUAAUUUAGUUAAGACAGCGUUGUUAUUACGUAGAUAAGUUGCGUCAGUUUACACUGUCUUGCCUAUAUUAAUUAUUUAAUUAAAAUAAAGAAUAAUGAAUAAUUUCUGUGAACUUUCUCCAAGAGUGCUGUCUAUCCAAAGUCAUGUCGUGCAUGGAUACGUUGGCAACAAGAGUGCAGUAUUUCCUUUGCAAGUCCUUGGCUUUGAAGUUGAUUCUAUAAACACCGUUCAGUUCUCAACACACACCGCAUACAAACAUAUUAAAGGCAAUGUAUUAAAAAAUGAAGAACUUGAAGAACUAAUGCAAGGUUUAAUACUAAAUGAGGUGGAUUAUUACACUCAUUUUCUAACUGGUUAUUCAAGAUCUCCAGACUCAUUAAAACAGAUAGCAGAAAUUAUAAAAAAGUUAAGGAAAAAGAAUCCAGCUCUUGUUUAUGUAUGUGAUCCAGUAAUGGGAGAUAAUGGGCAAAUGUAUGUUCCUGAAGAGAUAUUGCCUGUAUAUAGAGAUAUAGUAGUUCCAUUAGCAGACAUUUUAACACCCAAUCAAUUUGAAGCCGAACUGCUAUCUGGUUUAAAAAUUACUGAUCUGAAUGGAGCUCUAAAGGCUAUUGAAGCUCUUCAUAAUAAGGGUGUAAAGACAGUGGUAUUAUCAAGCACAGAUUUAGGAGUUGAUGAUGCUAUUAUUGCGAUUGCUAGUACUAAAGGUGGGUCAUGUUAUAAGAUAGAAAUGCUGAAGCAAGACGCCACAUUUACAGGGACGGGAGAUCUAUUUGCAUCUCUUUUCCUUGCGUGGUCACAUAAGACUAAUAAUGAUGUGAAACUGACACUUGAGAAAACUAUAGCUACCUUGCAAAGUAUUGUUUUGGAUACAUUUAAAAAAGCCAGAGCGAUACAGCCGACUGGAAAAAUACCGCCAGCACUAAUUGAACUGAGACUCAUCCAAAAUAAGUCCACCAUCGAGGAUCCUAUCAUCGAAAUUAAUGCAGUCAAAGUUAACCCUUUAUAAAUAUUUAGUCACAAAUAAUAACCUCAAGGUACAUACAAUCAUGUAUACCUUAAAACAAUAAUAUUUAUUAUUAUUAUGAUUAAAUACACAAAUUUAAUUGACUUAUUCAAAAUAUUAUGAAUUAACGCUUAUUAAAAUAUUUGGACAAGAUAUAUUGACAAGAAUGAAAUUUUUAUAAAGAUAUUCAGUAUUGAUCAUUAUCG
Messenger RNA from Diatraea saccharalis (sugarcane borer), 1218 nucleotides. The record is from the annotation of a GenBank genome assembly. NCBI's taxonomy places the organism in Eukaryota, Metazoa, Arthropoda, Insecta, Lepidoptera, Crambidae.